GUGAGAGACAGAGAGUGAGAGACAGAGAGUGAGAGCGAGAGAGGGAGGAGGGGGGAGGGAUGUAAUACAUAGAAGUUUUAAGAAUGAAUCCAUACACAUUCAUCCAAACAAAAAAGUCUGUAACAUCCUUCUGCUUUAGAACUACCAGAUUUGUGUUGAUGGGGGGCUAAAAACAUUUACAAUUACGUUUAUCGUAUAAAAGACCUACCCGUUUUUUCAACAUAUUGUCAUUCUCAUUUUGCCAUUUUGUAAAAGGAGCUGAUUAGUUAUGAUCUGUUCUUAAUUGUUCUUAAAUCUUUUUUCAGUUCGGAAGAUGUCAGGAAUUGACCCUGGUUAGCCAGCGGAGGAGACUCUGCAAAAGGAAGAGAAUACAGACUCAGCCCUACUGCAGGCAGCACAGUCGGCCUGAAGCUGGCCGAGACCAGCCCCCUAUGCUUCCUGCAAUGCCUGUGGGACAGGCGGAUCAGGCGGAUCCUGCAAUGCCUGUGGGACAGGCGGGUCCUGCAAUGCCGGUGUUGCAAGCGGAUCCUAUGCAAGUGGACUUACACCCUGACCGUCCUGAGCUUGCAAUGCCGGUGUUGCAGGCUGAUCAACCACUGGCAGCGAACGACCUUGGACAAUGCCAGGAACUUACACUGGUCAGCGGACGCCGUCGACUGUGCAAACGGAGGCGGCGUCUGUCGCAGCCUUACUGCAGGCAGCACAGGCGACAAGAUGAGCUCCCUGCUCCCGCACAGGAGGUAGCGGCCCUGGAGGUCGUGGUCGGCCCUGCACCUCUUCCUGUUCUUCCUGUACCUGCUGCCUUACCUUUACCUGUCGAUCCUGCACCUGGUGCAGGUGACCUUCCUGUCGAUCCUGCACCUGGUGCAGGUGACCUUCCUGUCGAUCCUGCACCUGGUGCAGGUGACCUUCCUAUCGAUCCUGCACCUGUUGCAGGUGAUCUGCCUCUUCUUCCCUUUCCUCUGCCUGUCAAUCCUGCACCUGUUGCAGGUGAUCUGCCUCUUCUUCCCUUUCCUCUGCCUGUCAAUCCUGCACCUGUUGCAGGUCAUCUGCCUCUUCUUCCCUUUCCUCUGCCUGUCAAUCAUCUUCCUCUGCCUGUCCGUCAUCUUCCUAUUGCAGUAGACCACGCACCUCCAGGUGCCGACUACGCUCCCCCUGUCUGGCCAGGAAGAAAUAUACCAGGGAUGUUUCCCGUGCUCAUUGCGGCACCAGCUGCCUGGCAUCCACACGCUCCACCACCUAAUGGGCCCUUCAACUUCUUUGUCAUCAACCUGACAGCCAGGGACAUGAUGGACUUCCUCGGGCAGCAGCAGCAGGGACGGGGAGCAUUUGUGCCAGCACAAAGGAGAUGCUUUGCUGAAGCAGACAGGAGACUGCAUCUCCCUCCUGUCCCUCCUCUCCCUCUCCCUCCUCCCCCUGCUCCUGCUGCUCCUCACGCCGGCGAGUCAGUGUUCAAGCGUAUAUGGAUCGCAGCUGCAGAGAAACUUGUGCGGUGUCGCAGUCAGACACGCGAGAGAUCCAGGGACAUGAUGGACUUCCUCGGGCAGCAGCAGCAGGGACGGGGAGCGUUUGUGCCAGCACAAAGGAGAUACUUUGCUGAAGCAGACAGGAGACUGCAUCUCCCUCCUGUCCCUCCUCUCCCUCUCCCUCCUCCCCCUGCUCCUGCUGCUCCUCACGCCGGCGAGUCAGUGUUCAAGCGUAUAUGGGGAGCUCUCGGGGCCUAG
Messenger RNA from Aplysia californica (California sea hare), 1724 nucleotides. Its product is annotated as formin-2. The transcript is spliced from 9 exons. The record is from RefSeq and is a predicted model, not a curated record. The coding region runs from base 432 to 1724 and encodes 430 amino acids. NCBI's taxonomy places the organism in Eukaryota, Metazoa, Mollusca, Gastropoda, Aplysiida, Aplysiidae.